AUGCAUCCUUCUCUCUUCUUGGCUGCCCUUUGCCUGGGAAUAGCCUCAGCUGCUCCACAACCCAAUCAGAGCUUAGAUGCACGCUGGUCUCAGUGGAAGGCGGCCCACAAGAGACUAUACAACAAGGAUGAAGAAGGACGGAGGAGAACAGUGUGGGAGAUGAAUCUGAAAGUGAUUGAACAGCACAACCAGGAGUACAGCCAAGGGAAACACAGCUUCACAAUGGCAAUGAAUGACUUUGGUGACCUGACCAGUGAAGAAUUCCAACAGGUGUUGAGUGACCUUAAAAUCCAGAAGCAAGAGGACCGGAAUGUGUUCCAAGCACCUCUCUUUGCUGAGAUCCCCUCGUCCGUGGACUGGAGAGAGAAAGGCUACGUGACCCCCGUGAAGGAUCAGGGUCAGUGUCAAUCUUGUUGGGCUUUUAGUGCAGCUGGUGCCCUUGAAGGACAGAUGUUCCGGAAAACGGGCAAACUUGUGUCACUGAGCGAGCAGAACCUCGUGGACUGCUCUUGGUCUCAAGGCAAUGAGGGCUGCCGCGGUGGCCUGAUGGAUUUUGCCUUCCAAUAUGUUAUGGACAACGGAGGCCUGGAAUCCGAGGAAUCCUACCCGUAUCUUGCAAGGAAUGGCUACUGCAGAUACAGGCCUGAGAAAUCUGCCGCCAAUGUGACUACCUUCUGGCACGUCUAUAACGAGGAGGAUGGUCUUAUGACCGCAGUGGCAACUGUGGGGCCCGUCUCUGCUGCUGUAGACUCAAGCCCGUAUUCCUUCCAGUUCUAUAAAACAGCUGGGGUACAAACUGGGGCAUGGAGGGCUACAUGCUGUUGGCCAAGGACCGGGACAACCACUGUGGAAUCGCCUCCAUGGCCAGCUUUCCUGUCGUGUGAGAUGAGGGCGUACAGAAGGCUUGACUGGGAACCGAAUAUCGAGAAGAUGAAUUUUGUUCGAAAGCCGACCACAUCUUAUGAUACGGGAUAAAACACAUGAACCAUUGAAGACCCAAGCUGGGAUUUGACUGUGUGGAUUUUAUAUGAGGAAUGUUACCACUUCGCUCGUUACUGAUGUAAAAGCCUUUGUA
Messenger RNA from Mustela lutreola (European mink), 1075 nucleotides. Its product is annotated as procathepsin L-like. The record is from RefSeq and is a predicted model, not a curated record. Gene Ontology annotation, biological process: immune response. The transcript is spliced from 6 exons. Gene Ontology annotation, molecular function: cysteine-type endopeptidase activity. Gene Ontology annotation, cellular component: lysosome. Lineage: Eukaryota; Metazoa; Chordata; Mammalia; Carnivora; Mustelidae. The coding region runs from base 1 to 975 and encodes 324 amino acids.